Messenger RNA from Amaranthus tricolor (Joseph's coat), 4827 nucleotides. Its product is annotated as probable anion transporter 5. Bases 3006 to 4334 code for a protein of 442 amino acids. Gene Ontology annotation, biological process: transmembrane transport. The record is from RefSeq and is a predicted model, not a curated record. NCBI's taxonomy places the organism in Eukaryota, Viridiplantae, Streptophyta, Magnoliopsida, Caryophyllales, Amaranthaceae. The transcript is spliced from 3 exons. Gene Ontology annotation, molecular function: transmembrane transporter activity.
AUUUUUUUUUAAGGAUUUUCGGUGAAUCUAAUCACUCCUCCCAUCCCGUUUUCUUCAACCUUUCUUAGGGUUUUCAUUUUUUCAAUCAUCACUCUCAAUUCUCAUACUCUCAUCUUCCUUUACAUCUCCAUGAUUUCUCAGCCAUUCAUCCUCUUCUUCGUAAUCCAUCACAGGUGCUGAAACAUUCAUCUUCAAUUCUUCAUCCUAAGAAACAAGAAGCAGCGACUUUGGGGUGCUCUGAUCUAGAAGGGUAAGAUGCAUAUUUAAACCAAAGCAGCGACCACAUGGCUCCGAGUGCUUUGGCUACAAAGACAGACGUAGUAAGAGGAACCCAUUGGGCCAAUACGGUGUGAAUCGAAGGAAAGAUAAAGCCUUGAGCUACUCCGACUAGAAGGCGUGUAAUAACCAACAUGAAAACUCGAUUAGGAUCUGACGGGACUAGAGCACAAGUCAAAGACUAUAAGACGAAUGAAAGCAAAAGCACACGCCUGCCUCCUAUUUUCUGAGCUGCCCACCCACCCGGCACUAGUGAACAGGCAUAUCCAUAGUAGAACGUAGAAAGUAUCGGGCCUUUACUAGAUUGAUUAACACCAGCAGCAAUCGUAUAAGCAACUGAGAACCCGACUCGCUCUAUGUAGCAUACAGACGUACAUAUGAAUGUUAAAAGUACAAUCAAGUAACGUUUUGGAAACCUCUUUUCUUGCAUGGUACACAACUACAUAAACCACAAGUUUUUGUCGUCUAAUCUUUCUAGCCAAACUUGUAAUACCUCGAACUUAUAGUGAUAAAAAUUGAUGGUAUCUCACACUUCUCAAACCUUGUCAUUCUUAAAUUCUUCAUUAAUGAUUUCACAAUUAAAAUCUACAAUUUGAAAUGAAAUGCUUGUUACAAACGCAACCUUAAAAGUUUUACCAAUCCCAAUUAUCGCGCGCUGUUAGUCUUACUAACAGCGGAUGAAUAUCAAACUGAGCCAAAAAGCCUACCCAAUAACUGUUCGUUGUUACUAUGAGUGGGCAUUUAUUGGGCUGACUUUUUAAACCAGUUUAAUAAUUGCACCCUUUUAGUAACAACGAACAAUGUUAUUCCUUAGAUUUUGGUAAAUGACGCAUUUUUUUUAAAAUAUAUUUUAAUUCAUUGUUUACUUUUGAGAUUUUUAUUAGAAGAAGCUUACUUUUUAGAUUUCUUUUCAUAUAUGUUUACAUUCGGGUGUUUGAGUGAGCUUUGGAUAUGAUAUCUCGAGUCGUGUUAACUUUGACACUUUUGUAUAUAUAGUUAUCUUGAAAAUCUGAUUUAAUUUUUAUAUGCAACCGUAUGGUGGAGUCAAGUCACAUUCAAUUUUCAAUUUUGAAUAAUUGUACCUUGAAAUAGUAUGCAAAUUUUCAAAACAUCUCAUUUAAAUUGUAAACUUAGACUAAAUAACUCAAUCAAACUAAGUAAAACAUCUAAUUUGAUAUUUAAAUUAUCCAUUUUUAAUUACUCAAUAUUUAACAUGUCAUUUUAAACGUUAAUUUAACAUUUUAAAUAAUAAAGCUCACACUUUAAGUGUUUAUAAAAAAUCAAUUAGACCUUGUGUGUGAGACGGUCAGAUAUAAGACGGACAUGUAAAACAUACUCACAAAAGGGAAAGCCUCUUGAGAUUUGUUGUGUUCUUCCAUUGUGUACCAGACACAGUGAAGAAGAUCCUCUCUUUCAAUUCUCCCUCCCUUUUUCUCUAUCUGAAGAUACGACCUUGUCAAAUUCGUUGACUAUCUUGAAAUAAAUAAUCAAUUCCCUUCUUACUUUCACGUUUUUUUCUCCUCCCCAUUUUAAUUUUUGAUUCCCAUUAAAAUUUAUCCGACAUUGCUUCUGGAGUUUUACCAUUUUCUUUCAUCUCUUUACUUAAAUACUGGAUAAGAUAGUCAAUUUCUUCAAAUUUGAUGAUAAAAAUUACAUUUCUUCAACUAUAUUAAGGUAAUCUCUUUUUGGAUGUUUUGUUUUCUGUUAAUUCUUGCAAUGUACUGUUAAAUUUGUUGAUUACUGGUUUUUUAAGGUUUUCUGAUUUGUUUUGGUUAUGGGUUAUGGCUGUUAUUCUCAAUUUGCUUACUUUUUAUUGUUGAUUUUAUUAUUACAUUGAAUUUGAUGGGUUCUUUUUCAUUUUUAUUGGGUUUUUUUUUUUUGUUUUCUGCUAAUUCUUGCAAUGUAUUGUUAAAUUUCUCGAUUAUUGCUGUUUUUGGGGUUCUGAUUACUAAAUAGUUUUAGUUAUGGCUGUGAUUCUCAAUUUGCAUACUUUAUUAGUGCUGUUUAUUUUGUUAUUAAUUUGAAUUUAAUGGGUUUUUUUAGUUGUUAUUGGGAUUUCUUGAAAUGGAAACUUAUAAUUUAGUGAAGAAUUGUUGUUCUUGAGCAACAUUACCAUCUGAUUUCUAAAACUAGAAUUGCCGUGAGACAUCGUAUGUAUAACCAAAUUAUAUGUUGAAUAUUGAACGUUGAAGUGGAUAUGUGUCUAAUAAUAGUUGGUAGCCUUCCGACAAUAUUCUAAAUUGUUUUGAGUUGGACAUUAUUACAUUUCUUGGACUAGAUCAUCAUUAUCAUGCCCAGUAUGUUCCGCUCAUAAAAGCUAUUAUCACAGUUCGAGGAGUGUUAGAAGACGGCACAUCAUACCCUUAGUAAUGGAGAUAAGGAGGUUGUGGCUAAUGAGACCUUCGGCCCAUUUCAUGGACUAGAUAUUGCAGUCUUAGAUAACGUAUAAUAGUUUUUUCGUUUAAUCAAAUGCAGGAAAGCUAAUAGCUUUUCAUAGUGGUAGAUCUUUGUUGAGUGCUAAUCGUUUAAUUUCAAUUUCAGGGUGUAUAAUACUCGGGUUUUACCUUGAGUUUGGAGUUCACUGUGGUUGUUUUGGUUCAAAAUUUUUGUGUAUAUGCUGGUUAGAAGUGUGAGGUACCAUCAAUUUUUAUCACUAUAAAUUCGAGGUUUCGCAAGUUUGGCUCGAAAGAUUAGACGACAAAUACUUGUGGUUUAUGUAGUUGUGAACCAUGCAAGAAAAGAGGUUUCCAAAACGUUACUUGAUUGUACUUUUAACAUUCAUAUGUACGUCUGUAUGCUACAUAGAGCGAGUCGGGUUCUCAGUUGCUUAUACGAUUGCUGCUGAUGCUGCUGGUGUUAAUCAAUCUAGUAAAGGCACGAUACUUUCUACGUUCUACUAUGGAUAUGCCUGUUCACAAGUGCCGGGUGGGUGGGCAGCUCAGAAAAUAGGAGGCAGGCGUGUGCUUUUGCUUUCAUUCGUCUUAUGGUCUUUGACUUGUGCUCUAGUCCCAUUAGAUCCUAAUCGAGUUUUCAUGUUGGUUUUUGCACGCCUUCUAGUCGGAGUAGCUCAAGGCUUUAUCUUUCCUUCGAUUCACACCGUAUUGGCCCAAUGGGUUCCUCCACACGAAAGGUCUAGAUCCGUUUCUCUUACUACAUCUGGGAUGUACCUAGGUGCUGCUGCAGGAAUGCUUGUGCUUCCGAGCCUGGUGAAGUUCAAGGGGCCUCAGUCUGUCUUUGUAGCCGAAGCAGCACUUGGAGCCAUGUGGUCGCUGCUUUGGUUUAAAUAUGCAUCUGACCCUCCUAGAUCAGAGCACCCCAAAGCCGCUGCUUCUGGUUUUGGAGAAAAUUUAUUGCCCGUCAAAGGGCAUCACAAGUUCAAAGUCGAGAACGGAGGGGGUUUAGUCAAAACUUCGAAGAUACCUUGGAAGAAGAUUUUGGUUAGCUUGCCGGUCUGGGCUAUAGUAGUCAACAAUUUCACAUUCCAUUACGCUUUGUACGUACUUAUGAAUUGGCUACCGACAUAUUUCGAGCAAGGCCUAAAACUUAGUCUUCAAGAUAUGGGUUCUUCCAAAAUGGUGCCGUACCUCAACAUGUUCAUAUUCUCAAAUAUCGGUGGGGUGGUUGCUGAUCAUCUCAUCACAAGAAAGCUUAUGUCUACAACUCGGACAAGAAAGUUUUUAAAUACGUUAGGAUUUAUCGUAGCUUCCCUUGCAUUGAUGGCGUUGCCCAUGUUUAGAACCCCUGGUGGGGCCGUGUUCUGUUCUUCUGUAGCACUUGGGUUCUUGGCUCUCGGAAGAGCUGGGUUUGCCGUGAAUCAUAUGGAUAUAGCUCCACGAUAUGCUGGAAUCGUUAUGGGAGUUUCAAACACAGCCGGUACGCUAGCUGGUAUCGUUGGCGUUGAGCUUACCGGCCAACUUCUUGAAGCUGCAAAAGUUGCUAAUUAUGAGAUCUCUAGCCCGGAAAGCUGGCGAUCAGUAUUUGUUAUUCCGGGUCUUCUGUGUAUUCUUAGUUCAGUAGUGUUCGUGCUUUUUUCAACCGGAGAAAGAAUAUUCGACUGAGUUACGCAUUCUAAAUGUGAUGGUUAUGUUUCAAUAUAGAGAAUUUAAUUCAAUAACGUUUCGAUUAUAGAGAAUAUCGAGUUUUUUCCAUCUGUUAGAGCUUUCUGAUGGAGAAUUGCGUAUUUCGUUGACAUAUUGUGGUUUUGGGAGAAUUGCGUGUUUCGUUGACAUAUUGUGGUUUUGUGUACACCGAACAUAUAAAAUGGAAACGCGCUGAGAACAUAUCCUGGAUUUCGACCAAGAUUACUUCUUAAGAUUUACUUCAUGUUGUAUCAAUUAGUUCUUCUCUUGCUGGAAAAGUUUAAUAAGCAGAAAAUGCAUAAUUAGCCAAGAUGUAGGGAAAAUUUAGCAAUUUAGCAUAUAUUUGAUUGUUUGUAUCCAUUAUUAAACAUUUCAGAUGUGCCCAUUUUUUGUAAUUCUUUAAAUUCUGCAAUCACACACCUUGCCUGUAUUCUGCCUUUCUCUUAUUAUGAAGUACCAAUUUCUGUUCUUA